UUAGCGAGCCAGCAACGAGAGGCAUGACGCCUAGUGAACGAACGAAUUCAUUCUGAAAGCACAUUUGAUUGUUUCCUUGGUCUCCCAGAAAACUGACUGGGAUAUGUUUGGGAUUUAACGUUGGUAAAAAGUGUGUACCCAAGCGCGAAAGCUGGUUCAUAAACAUUGAUAUCACUCCAAGUAGUGGGGGUAGGUGAAUAAUUUUCCAGCAUGACGGAUUUUCGAGAACGGUUUAAACGCGUCGGCUUCGGUCGGGAAGAUGUGGACGUCAACCGAGUGUUGCGUAGUCAACGUCGAGAAGAGUCUAGGCACGAGCAGCGCAGCGUACACUACAACCGGAAACGCGAUAUUGAAGAUGACAGUGAUAACGAUAGCUUCUUCGAGCCCGAACUGGUCAGAGACCACGAUAAUACUCAAGAAAAAGAGCUGCAACAGGACAGCCCUAAGGAUGCUAAAAAAAAGGCUGCCGGUGUAGUAGACAUAGAAGUUGCUGUGCAGCAAAGACUACUGGAAUUGGAAAAGUGGAAAGAAGAGAGGGCCCGCAAAAAAAUUCAGGAAAAAAAAAAUCUGAAGCCUGCAUUUAAAGUUGGUGUCGUACAUCAUAGGAUUUACUCUCCACCAUUGAAUAAAAAUUCAGUGCCUGUGCCACCCACGAAGCUUUGCAAGAGCAAAGAUGCACAACAUGAAGAACAACAGCCUCCCAAAAGAGUCACCAGAGCAACAGAAAAACGGUUGGCUGCUAAAGCUAUUACAAAUCACCAGAGGCGUGAAGACUUUAGGAACAAAAAAAAGCAGGCACUGGCGAGCGAUAAAAAUGAAAAAAAAGCACAACUGGCACCUCAAAAUUAUAAAUUCAAAGCUCCGAUGGGAGUGACUCCACUGCCUGCGUUUGGACGUAUGGCUUUCAAGGAUAGCAAGGAAAAUAUUGACUCUUGUAAUACUCUUACUGUGACAUCCUCCAUCAGCGAGUUUGGAGAAAAUCUCUCUAGCUUGUCAGAUUCCGUUUUUCUGUCAAGUACUAAAUUUUCCAACACAUCUGAGAUCAAAGGUGGACAUUCAAACUUAACAUCAGCAACAAAUAAUAAAAUCUCACAUGAUUUGGUGGAUAAUUCGUCUGUAGAAACAAAGUCUGAGAAGUUGUCUUCUCAAGAUCAAGAAGUGUCCAGCAAUCCUGAAGAAAUUGAAUUUAAAAAAAUUCUUCUUAGCCCCCCCAGGCGCUUAAAGUCGUCUACAAUAAAGAGAACAAGAAGAUCUACUAGAAAAUCCAUUAUCAAACCUUCUGAUGUUGAACCUAUGAUUAUUGACAGUUCAGAAACAGUUUUACAAGAUCAGACAUCCGUUAAGAUUCAGAACCAUAGUGACGAUAUGAAUAACGGCAGUGCAUUGAAAAAUAUUGACAAAGGGACCAAUAAGAGGAAAUCAUAUGGAACUAGGAGAUCCAAAAAAAUAUUCGAAAAUCAAACUGCAAGUCCCACAAAAUCAAAAGAUGUUAGUUUUACACAGACAAACACUCAAGACUUGAGUAACGUCGAGAAUAUUGAUUUUCAUACAGAAAAUGAAAACAGUAUACAUACUACAAGUGCUUAUCAAAAUAUUAAGAAUGAAGUUAUUGAAGAACCAGUUAUUGACAAUAGUUGUAUUGUCGAGUCACAAUUAAAAGAUAAUCUAAGCAUGAUUAACUCUAAAUUAAAAACCACGACACUGGACUCGCCUAUGUUGCUAUCCAAACCAGUAAAAGCUGUAACAAAAAGAAGCUCCAUAAAAAGUGUCAAAUUAAUCUUAAAAGAUGAUGCUACGCAAAAAAUUCAAUCUAAUAUUUCAUGCAAUCAAGAAAAAGAACAACUGAUUGCUGUCCCGGGUGAUACAAAUGUUUCGAAGCUCAACACAUCGGAAUUUGUAGGCAACAGGAAAUCUGCGAGAUUUACUAAAUCAAAAUCUGCUGAAAUAGCAGUUGAGACUUCGACAGAUCCACAAAGUACCGAUUCCAAAUUAUCUAGGCCCAGCAGAAAAUCAUCAAUAAAUAGAAAAAGCUCCAAAAGGGCAUUAAAUGAUGAAAACAUACCUGUUGAUUCGCCAAUGAAUGAAGUAUCGUCGUAUGUUAACGACCAAGAAGUCCCAAUAAGUCGCGAGAGUGUAUUUGAUUUACAAAACAAACACCUUCUUGACAUCACGCACUCGGAUUUGAACAAGUUCAAGGCUUUGAAAAAAAAUAAGCACUUAAAAAUUGAUGUGUCAACCCCCAUGAGCAUCCAGGAUCAGUCCUUGAUUAAGUUCUCUCCUCGUCAAUCGUUGCGCCUCCAAAAAGAGAAAAAAAAGCCUCAAGCUAUUUUGAUGGAAGUUGAUUCAACCACCGAAACCCCAGAAAGUGGAAUGGCAGAUCGGUGUCUGACCGAAUUCGAUCCAUUGGUGAACGAAAAUCUGAACGAGUCAACAUCCUCGGAGCCGACGAUACGUAGAUCCUCUCGCAGUCCCAACCUCUCCCAGGACUCUCAGUUAAACCUGACCCAAUUAAACGAGUCGUCCUCCGAGAAGCCGCCGGCAUUCUACUCGCCGUUUGUCGUCACUAGUCGUGGCAAAAGUAACAUAAGAAAGGAAGUGCAAAAGCGACGCUUCAGCCAUCAUCUCGGUGCCGAGGACGUACCUACCAAGGAUACCAUCAUGCAGAGUCUCAACAUAUCUGUCGAAGAGGAAGAACGUACUGCCCAGUAUUAUAAGUACAUUCUCGACAAAGAGAUUGAGCGCCUGAACGAGCUCUGUGCUAACUGGAACAUGGUCAAAGAAGCCGAGGCCACGCCUGAAGAGGCUAGCUACUGGAUCCAGGCGGCGGUCGGGCACACUCAGCUGCUUAUCAACAAGAAAUUCGAGCGUUUCCGUGGACUUGUUCUGGAUUGCGAGACCGGUAAGGGUGAGAUGCUGGUCACCUGCAAGGAUCUCCAAGGUUUUUGGGAAAUGAUGUACAUGGAGAUCAGAGAUGUAGACAGCAGGUUCAACAAGCUGAAAGAACUCGAGAAGAACAAUUGGGUCGAGGAUGAGAUCGAGGAGAAGGUGGAGGUCAAGCCCAAAAAAAAAUUGGUGCCUGUAAAAAAGCCUGUCGUUAAAAAGAAGCCAGCAGCAAAGUCCAGCUCGAUCAGGGCGCACAUCAUGGCUGCAAGGAAAAAAAUGGAAAACAAAGAUGAUCAAAUGGACGUGAAUAUGGAGAUCGAUGUGAAGGAGCCCUCGAAUAAUGAACCACAAGUAAAGAUCAAGGUUGACAGACAGAAUGGUGUGCCCAGUAUGAGGAAUUCGCGUCGUUUCUCGACUCCGAAAACGUUGGCGAACGACAGGCCAACGCCGUCCGGUCGAAAGUCCCUACCCGUGAUCGGAAGUCCACUAAUCAUGAUGAAAGUGAGUCAGAUGUGUAAGACGCCUGAGGUGCGGUUGGACGGCUCGAUCGUUUACAUAAACUCUGACCAGACACCUGCUAAAAGUAUUCUGAAAGAUAAAACGAAAGAAGACGUGAAUGGCUUUGUUGCCAAGUCGAAGAAUAAGGUCUUGUUCAAGACCCAGCAUGCGGAGAUCCAGGAGUAUAUUACUCGUGAAGAUGACUCCAGGAAUUCAAAUGAAUUCAAUGAGUCUGAUAAAGAACCAGUUGAGAGAAAACUUGAUUUUGAGGAAGAUAAUUUAAGCACGUCUCCUGUUGAUGAGGCCGAGAACAACAAAGAUCAAGUUGAGCUUAGACAUCAAUUGUUUUUGGGUGAAGAUGGUGUAGUAUGCGAAAAAUUUUUACCUGUCACACCUCAAGCAUCAGUUGGAAAGAGGAGAAACUCUGAGAGAUCAAACAAAAGCCCAAAGAGUGAUGAAAUAAAGAAAUUGAAUAUAAGUAUACCGUCUACACUCAGACCGCGAAGACAAGCAAAGCAAACAUCAGAUAUUGAAUUCGACGAUUCUCCUUUCCAAGCUGAUAGAUUUCCAAGUGAUGGUAAGAAAGUUGUAUCUACUCCAAGAACUAGGCAAAGUUUAAAGCGAAGAGUUGCUAAUGCGGAAUUAUCUGAUGAUGAAACGGCACCCACGGCAACAAAAUCUCCAAAAGUUAGUAGGAAGACACCGAAGGUGGAUAAAAUUCGUAAUAGUACAAAUAUUAGUGACCAGAUCGAACAGAGUGCUACUCCAAGAUUAAGGAGGGCAAAGUCACUUAACUUUGUAGAGGAAAAGAACAGUGAAAACCAAUCUCAAAUUAAAACUAGAAAAUCAAGCUUGAGAAGAACAAUUUCGAAAAUAAAAGCGGAUUCAAAAGAAAAUCAUGAAAAAACAAUGACACCCAAAUCGUGA
Molecule: messenger RNA, 4308 nt
Organism: Copidosoma floridanum
Lineage: Eukaryota; Metazoa; Arthropoda; Insecta; Hymenoptera; Encyrtidae
Biological process (GO): chromosome segregation; regulation of mitotic cell cycle; signaling
Cellular component (GO): spindle pole centrosome; nucleus; cytoplasm
Molecular function (GO): microtubule binding
Source: RefSeq, a predicted model, not a curated record